This is a messenger RNA of Aspergillus pseudoviridinutans, 513 nucleotides long. RefSeq lists its product as uncharacterized. The record is from RefSeq and is a predicted model, not a curated record. The transcript has 2 exons. Bases 1 to 513 code for a protein of 170 amino acids. Lineage: Eukaryota; Fungi; Ascomycota; Eurotiomycetes; Eurotiales; Aspergillaceae.
AUGGGGAGGAUCGAUUGUGUGCAACAUGAGCCCGAAGGUCGCGUCUGGGUAGGCUAUGGCUCCGGCCAUGGGGUGAAGGUGUUCGGGUACCCCUCCAAGGGUGGUGUCUAUGUCCUGGAUAACUGUUUCGGUGUAGAAUUGGACUUUCUUGGACUCGACCGGUUCAAUAACACCGAACGCCCAUCCAAAUUAGAUCCCGAUUGGCAAGCCAAAGAGGACGCACACUGCGACCGGAUGCGUCGCCUCGGCGCUACCUGGUGGCGAAGAGAAUCGGAUGAAUUUCUCGAGCAUGAACUAAGGUACCCAGAGCCUACGGAUGUAUAUCUCCGAGUGGGCUGGACGGCUGGAGGUGGUAUAUGGGUUUUACACACGACAUUGGGUAACGCAGGAGCUAUGGGAGCAGGGCGGAUCCACAAUGCGCAUGAUAUGGAGGAACGGUGCAGAUGGAUCGAAAAGCUGGGAGGUGUCUUCUACGCUGACCCCAAGGACUGCCCCUAUCUCGAUCUUCCUUGA